AAAUCAGCGAUCGCUUCUGGUCAUACGUCGUUGGUCGUUUUGUAAAAAAGUCCCCCUGUUUCUUAGAAAUUAACCCACGCUCCUACUUAAAUCUGGAUAACGUUUCGUCUUUUUGCAUAAAACACCCUGCCUCCACUGAAUCGCCGUGCACGCCCCGCCGCUCGCUGCCGGAGCUGACUCCGCAGAGGCCAAGGCAGGGGAUGCGUCGCGGCGGGCGUAUGCGCCGCCCGUGCCGAGGAAUGGGGCGAGGCGUCGCGGUUGCCGUUGUAGAGCGUGGCGUACCGAGGCGUCGCGGCGGCCGUUGAAGGGCGCGGCGGACCGAGGCGUCGCCGCGGAGGAUGAUAAGGCGGCCGGCAUGCUCUCUUGGGGCGAGGCGUCGCGGCGCGGCAGCGGCACGCGAGGGCGUUGUGGAGCGCGCUGCGGCGGGGCGGCUUCAGGCCGUAUUGGCUGAACUGGACUGCGGGCGCUACCGCAACGGCGAACUGGAGGAGAGGCUCCGGCAGUGAGCCACGAGGUCGUCGCCGCCGGCCUCCGCGCCACGCUGUACCAGCUGCUGCAGCCCACCUGUGAAGUUGCUCUGGGACGCCUGUGUUCUGCCAUUCUGGUGCUCCAUUGCCGGUAGUUGUCCCUGUGCGGUGCGUGUGAACCCGCCGUGGCGACCUGCCCCGUGUGCGCGGCACCAAGUACGCCUCAUUCCAUGUCAAGCCAUGCCGACGACGGUGGACGUGUGUCGCGCUGUGCUCGCGCGCGAGACCGUGCCUAAUUUGGAAAGAUUGCAGACCGUGUCCUUGUCGAACGAAAUUCACCGUGUCCUUGUCGAACAAAAUUCAAUGGAGUGUCCAGUCCGGAUUGUUGCUUUCUGCUAUAUAAGAGGACGGAAGAGUAGUCGGCCAGAAUCUCCAUCAGAUCAAUUUUGGACGAAACAUCCAAUGUCUUCGCCAAGUUCGCCGGAGGAAGAAGCGUCGAGUUUGCCGGAGGAACAACAACAUCCGUCGAGCACUCCAAUGUCGCCUGCGGCGGCUACACCAGAGAAAACAGAUGACAUCGCUGAACUGAAGAUUACAGAGGAUUUGGAUAACCGACCUUCAAAAAAAGCAAAAAUUGCGGAAUUAGGUGUUCUGGAGCCAUCACCAAUGUCGCCAACUAUAUCAGCAUCUACACCAAUUUCUGGAUGUUUUGAAUCCAUUGUGCUGGAAUCAGAUAUUCAGAUAGAUCAUGAUCCAUUGCCAUCUCCUCCAUCCCCAUCUAGCUCAACAUUUUCUCCUGUUUUCUCAUUACAUGAUGUCAAGGAACUAGAUUCAAAUAAAGAGAUCAAAGUUGAUGAGACAUAUGAUUAUCUCCCACAAGAAUAUGAAUUAACCGACCAUGAUCUAUGUGCACAUAUAGCAAUAGAAUCAUCUUUAAGUAAAGAAUUGCUGGUUCAGAUAGAUGGAAGUUCUGUGAGACAAAAUCAAUUGAUGUGUCUGCUAGAUAAAAACGAGUGGGUAAAUGAUGAUGUGAUCUAUGCAUAUAUAUGUUGUUUAAAGGACCAAAUUCAUGUACAGAAUGACAAUAAAGUAUAUUUUGAGAGUCCUUUUGUUACCUCACUAUUAAAACGGGAUGGUAACCUCGGCAUACAAGAAGAUAGUUCCUUUAUGACAAAGAUUGUCAAAAAAUAUAUGGAGCAUGACAUGGUAAUAUACAUAUCCGUAACUUUCUUGAUUAUGUUUCAUUCAUUUUUAUUUUUUCCCUAAUUAUCUUUAUUUUUUCUUGACGAUGGAUUUUUUGAACUCUAAUUAUUGGCUACAUGCGCAACAACGACUCUGAGCUAGCUGCUACCAAUAAAACACCUACACUCUCAAUGCACCAAAAAAAUGGCAAAAUAAAUAAGAAAUGAAAUAUAAUAUUCUAAAAAAUGUUUGUCACCAUAAAAAGGAUUUCAUUUUUAAAAAAAAUCUAGAAAAUCUAAAAACACAUUCUCAAAGUAAAAAGUAAUCGUGUUUUUUUGAACAACAAAAAAAUUGAUUGAAAGAACAUUUCAUACACAACUACUAUUUCAUAGAAUGGAAUCAAAAUGACGAGCUGAAAUAGAUCAUGACAAACAUGGUUAGGGUACAUCCAAAUGUCAAAGUCCAAAAUGAAAUACUACAUGUAACCUUAUUUCUAACCUUUAUACAAUAAUUAAAUUAAAAAAAGUCUUGUAUAGUGGCAUA
Messenger RNA from Triticum dicoccoides, 2192 nucleotides. RefSeq lists its product as uncharacterized. The transcript is spliced from 4 exons. The record is from RefSeq and is a predicted model, not a curated record. Lineage: Eukaryota; Viridiplantae; Streptophyta; Magnoliopsida; Poales; Poaceae. The coding region runs from base 708 to 1733 and encodes 341 amino acids.